Molecule: messenger RNA, 5590 nt
Organism: Pectinophora gossypiella (pink bollworm)
Lineage: Eukaryota; Metazoa; Arthropoda; Insecta; Lepidoptera; Gelechiidae
Gene: hppy
Product: mitogen-activated protein kinase kinase kinase kinase 5
Exons: 25
Coding region: 142-3735 (1197 amino acids)
Biological process (GO): protein phosphorylation
Molecular function (GO): MAP kinase kinase kinase kinase activity; ATP binding
Source: RefSeq, a predicted model, not a curated record
GGCAGAGUGGCAAAACGUCAGAUGGAGAUGUAGAGUUUUGUGUUACAAAAAUAAUUAAAUUUUUUGACUUUUUGUGUUAAUAAUUAUGUGAAUUAUGAGAUGAAAGUGUAAAUAAAUGUUAGAUUAGUGUCCUUGGUGAUUAUGGCGCAUAGUGGUGGUGUUUUGAGUUCGGAUAUAAGUCGACGGAAUCCACAAGAUGAGUAUGAACUCAUUCAACGGAUUGGUUCGGGGACCUACGGUGAUGUCUACAAGGCGAAAAGACUCAAUGGCAACGGUGAACUUGCUGCCAUCAAGGUGAUAAAGUUGGAACCAGGCGAUGAUUUCGCCAUCAUCCAGCAGGAGAUCCUCAUGAUGAAGGACUGCCGUCACCCGAACAUCGUCGCGUACUAUGGCUCGUACCUGCGCCGGGACAAGCUCUGGAUCUCCAUGGAGUAUUGUGGUGGGGGCAGUCUGCAGGACAUCUACCACGUGACAGGUCCGCUGACGGAGCUCCAGAUAGCGUACAUGUGUCGCGAGACGCUCACCGGCCUGUCCUACCUCCACAUGAUGGGCAAGAUGCAUCGGGACAUAAAGGGCGCGAAUAUCCUCUUGACGGAGUGCGGCGACGUGAAGUUGGCCGACUUCGGCGUCUCCGCGCAGAUCACCGCCACCAUCAACAAGCGCAAGUCCUUCAUCGGGACCCCCUACUGGAUGGCCCCCGAGGUAGCGGCGGUGGAGCGGAAAGGUGGUUACAAUCAACUCUGUGAUAUAUGGGCGUGCGGGAUCACUGCCAUAGAAUUAGCGGAACUCCAACCGCCAAUGUUCGAGCUGCACCCGAUGCGUGUGCUGUUCCUCAUGUCCAAGUCGGGCUUCAAGCCGCCGCAGCUCAAGGAGCGCGAGCGCUGGUCUGCGCUUUUCCACGCUUUCCUCAAACUGGCGCUCACCAAGAACCCCAAGAAACGACCCACCGCUGACAAACUGCUGCAGCACGGGUUCUUCCAGCAAGACAUGAGCAAGCGGCUGGCGAUAGAGUUGCUGCAGAAGUACUCCAACCCGCCGAGCCACUGCAACAAUCAGGAACCCGACGAGGAUGGGGCGGUUUCCAACGUACCCCAGCGCAUAGCGUCCAAGCACACAGGCCGCGGCGGGCGACGGGUUCUGGCCGACCAAUCACAGCCCUCCGCUGUCACGCGUAGCGGCCAACCAGCCAAUCACGUGCGGCCGCGGAGUCUGCUGACGGACCACGUGGUGCCGACAGCCAAUAGCGGGCGGCCGAGCUCGUUAUUGGACGACGAUCACGGCAGAAUGAAGGAUGACGUGCUGUAUUCGGGCAGAGAAGCGUCGAACCGCCGGUCGGGCGCGUACGACGACUCGCCCAUCAUUGACUUGGAUGCUGAUGAUGAGCUGAACGCGCACUCCAUGCCCAAGAUCAUCAACUUCUGCGCAGACGUCGCGCACAGCUGCGAGGGGGAUACUGUCAAACGGAAUGUGUACCAUAGACAAUCAAGCGAAGAUUGGAGUGUAGCGUCCCUCAUGACCUGCCCCAAACACAACCCCCUCACCGACCUAACAACGGACACCAUGCCCUCUAGCGAAAACAAGUGGUGUCGGGUGAUCACUGGUGAUGAUAUAAUGAGAAUGAGUCUGAGGAGUCUGUUGCAAUACAUAGACGAAGAGCUGAUGCUCAGGGCAACACUUCCGCUCACAGCCGACACAGCAGCGAUGUCGCAGGCUGGCAACCCAGCGCUAUCGUUGCACGACCAACACUUAUCCCAAUGCAUUCAACUUAAACAAAAUUUCCUUAACAAUUCAACGACUAAUAUCUACCAAAACUUAGCUACGAAUUUCCAAAGUCCCGUAGGAACUUCGAGAGUUUCGAUAGACGAUCCGUUAUGUAGAAAAAUGGAGGAUAUAAUGUACGUUGACCAUCAGGAGAGCGACGCGUUAGUACAGACACCUCAAAUAAGGAACGCGAAUUGCGAAUGUGGGUUAUGUCCAAAGCCAGAGAGAAAGGACGACAACACAUUGAGCGAUUUGCAAAAAUCAGUAGCGAAAUGCUCGUGUGACGCCUGCAACUCCAACGGGGACAUACUUAGUUACUACAGGAACUGUUCAAAUCAAAACCAGGACUCUGGUAUCGUGUUCUGUGAUAUAUGUAAGAAGCAAAAGAUAUCAGUGUCCAACUUCAGAGCGUUGCAGAUUGCUAACAAGUUGAGGAUCUCCGAAGACAAGCUGGAGAACGGCCAAUCAGACGAAGAUCUUUGCAAGAAGAUCGACAUGACGCUCAGCAUGGAUGAGAAGUCAUACGAACACAGGAAGAGGCAUAACAGACAUAACUCCGACUCGGUUACUGCGGGUAUAGACCUAAGUCAGUUCUGCCAGUGCGAGCUGGAAGGUAACAAACGUAAGACGUCUUCAGUGGACGAGAUAUUCAAAAUGGUGGACGAACAGGACAACAAGAGGGUGGAAGAUGAAGAGAGAGUGAGUCAGAGGCAGAGGAGUCUGUCGGACAGCCAGCGGGACAAGGCUAAGGUCGAGAAAGCGCGCACCCCCCCGGGGCCCCCCCGCCGCUCCCGCGGCCGCCGCGCCCACACGCCCCCGCGGCCCGCGCCCAACGGCCUGCCGCCCACGCCCAAGGUGCACAUGGGCGCCUGCUUCUCGAAGGUGUUCAACGGCUGUCCGCUCCGGAUAAACUGCACGGCGUCGUGGAUACACCCUGACACCCGGGACCAACACAUACUCAUUGGUGCUGAAGAAGGAAUCUACACGCUAAACCUGAACGAGCUUCACGAGACGGCCAUGGACCAGCUGUGCCCGCGGCGGACCAUCUGGAUGCACGUCAUCAAAGAUGUGCUCAUGUCACUUUCUGGCAAGACCCCGUCGCUGUACCGGCACGAGCUGCUGGCGCUGCUGGGCAGCGCCCGCGGGGGCAGGUCGCUGCGCGUGCUGCCGCCCCGGCUGCUGCCCAGGAGGUUCGCGCUCACCACCCGGGUGCCCGACACCAGAGGUUGCACGCGAUGCGCGGUGGCCCGCAACCCGUACAACGGGUACAAGUACCUGUGUGGCGCCACGCCGGCGGGGCUAUUCCUCAUGCAGUGGUACGACCCGCUGCACAAGUUCAUGUUGCUCAAGAACAUAGAGUGCACGCUGCCAUCACCUCUCCUCUGCUUCGAGCUGAUCAUCACGCCAGAGCUGGAGUACCCUCUACUAUGCGUCGGCGCAACUAGGAAGCCACUCCGACUCAACCUUAUUAAUAUUAAUUCUGGCGCGACGUGGUUCCACUCGGACGAGCUGGAGGCCCGCGUUGGCAGCUCCAACACCGUCAUCCCGCAGCGGGAGCGGAUGCACACGCUGCGGCACGUGCACCAGCUCAACAAGGACUCGGUGCUAGUAUGCCACGAGAACGUGGUGGACAUAAUCCCGGUACUCCCGCCUGCGCUGGAGCCUGCGCGGUGGCGCGGCGACAACGACAAGCGGCGCGGCAAGCUGCUCAGCAGGAUCGAGUUCGACUUCAACAUCGACUCCAUACUGUGCCUGCAGGACUCUGUGCUGGCGUUCCACCGGCACGGCGUGCAGGGCCGCUCGCUGCGCUCCGCUGACGUCACGCAGGAGAUCACAGACAACUCGCGCGUCUACCGCCUGCUGCCGCACGACAAAGUGGUGGUGCUGGAAUCACAUAGUCUACAAAGUAACACACUGUCGGGCGAAGAUGGCAACGACUUAUACAUCCUAGCGGGCCACGAAGCUUCCUACUAAACCACGGUUAUGGUACGAUCGUGGUAGUAUUUGGUAGGAAUUCCACAAGAAACAUGGCAACACAGCGCCGCAGUAGAUUCUACUCGUAGAAAAUGGUAGCAAUUUCACAGGUGAUUAUGGUAACACUACGCAGAUCGCGUGUGGUAAUAAUUCUACAGGAGAUUAUGGCAACACAUUUUGGUAGGAUUUAUUGACCGAAAUGUGUUAUUUUUGGCAUUUCGUAGUUACGCCUACGCGGAUUAUUGCUAACGAUUAUUCAAACAAGUAAUAAAUGAUGCAUAUAAUUUGACAUCGGGUUUAUGGUUUUAAUAAGUGAAAUUCAAAGGGACUUACAUAAACUCAUGGUUAUGAACAUGUCUCUUGAAUAUAUUCAUAUUUAAACUAAUAUGAUUGUGGACACAUACAAGGGUUCUACGUUAUACCCCGUAGGUCUGGGUCCAUAUUCGAACUCAGCCACAAGCCGCCACGGCAAGGACGCCUAACCUAAACAGCCUAUAUACAUCCCACUGCUGGGUACAGGCCUCCCCUCAAUCAACCGGAGGGGGUAUGGAGCAUACUCCACCACGCUGCUCCACUGCGGGUUGGUGGAGGUGUUUUUUACGGCUAAUAGCCGGGACCAACGGCUUAAAGUGCCCUCCGAAGCACGGAAUCAUCUUAUGAUUGUGGAAAAGAGACUUAUUUUAGAAGAUACCAGCGCUAAAAAUCUUUUAGCUGGGAGUAAAGUGAACACAAUAGGGUAGUUUCCAACUAGUCAAAUCAGUUGCUUUUUACUAAACGUCAAAACAUGGAAUUUGUAUGAGGAAAAGCAACCUGUGACGUCAUAAAAAAAUGUGUCAAAUGUCGCACUUAUUAUUACAUUUUUCUUUAUUAAAAUUCGUAAAUAAGUUAAAUAGAAAAAAAAAUAAAACGUUUUUCUACCUCUAGAUCUGUCUUUAUUUAGUAAUCAGAAUUUCAUAAUUUAUCUUUGACCUAGAAAACUACCCAAUUGUUAAAAGUUCAAAAAAUUUAAUUAUCACGUAGUAAUAAACCAGGGCCAUCUAUAUUGUUUUUGGGGAACGUGGCAUGGAAAGCCCCUCAUUCAUCAUCCCGUUUUUCACAGGGUCCGCUUACCUGACCUGAAGAUUUGACAGGUCCGGUUUUAUACAAAAGCGACUGCCUGUCUGACCUAACCCGCGAAGGGAAAACCAGCCCAAUACAGGUUAGGUCACAUACCUCUGAAAAUGCAUUUCUCGGGAAUGUGGGUUUCCUCACCAUGUUUCCUUCACCGCUGAGCACGUGAUAAUCAUUUAUGAUCCAAACAUGAAUUCGAAAACAAUUUCGACAAUCAUUGGUUUAGAGUCCCUCAUUGAAGACCCAUAAUUUCGGAUUUUAUACGUGGGUGAUUAUACUAUCUUUUUUAGGAAUCAAUGAGGUUGGCUUAGCAUUGGUAAACGGAAAUAAACACGGAAGCAGUCUUGAUACUCGCUGUAGUUGAUCAUUGGCGCCAAAACCCUUACAAAACAAAACACACUUACAGUAGCAAAAUAAUUAAAACACAUAAUAACGGGUUCUUAAGGCUUUUAAAAUGGGGAUAUGAGACUCCCAAAAAAUCCUAUAAUCGUAAAAUAGUGGCAAAAUAAUCGUGCACUAAAAUUUAAAAUUCAUUAAUGUUAUAGGUUUUAUGUUGUCGCUAUUUGUCUGUGCUAAGCAACUUACGCCGUUUCGUAAAUAAGUUGACAUACCGGUAAGUGACAAAAAGGCAAGCGCCGAUAUAUCGAAAUAAUUUCAAAAAACAUGAAUAAAAUAAUUUGUAAUUACUUUAUUACAAUAAUUAUUAAUGUUUUUUGUAAUUAUUUAUUUUUAUUUUGGUGCAAUA